GAGAUAUUCAACAACAUCAGUAGAAGCAACAGCAGCCGUGACCAGCAACGUAAACAGCACUGGAGGCCAAAUGUGGAUGCGCUUAAAAAUAAUUACAAAACACAUAGUUCGCUAAUCCAAUAAGGAGGAGAAUAAAGAUAAUUCGAGAGAGCAGCCGCAGCAGCGAUAAAAUGACAGCGACAACAUCUGUGAUUGCCGAUCUCUGCAUAUAUCUGCUAACCUGGAAUGUGGGCACGCACACACCGAAGGGUGUGUCAUUGACAUCCUUACUGGCUCUAAAUGGAACGACCAAUUGUCCGGGCAAUGGGCUGCCAGACAUCUAUGUGAUUGGCAUGCAAGAGGUGAACACGAAACAGGUGUUCAACAUCUUUCAGGAAGAUCCCUGGGUGUUGAAGUUCGCCAGUGAGUUGAGUGAUCACGAGUAUGUGAAAGUCCAAUCGAAGCAACUGCAGGGUAUCCUCAUUACGAUGUUUACCAAACCCAAGCAUAUACCGCACAUGAAGGACAUCGAGGCGGAGGAGACACGCACCGGACUAGGCGGCCUAUGGGGCAACAAGGGUGCGGUUAGCAUUCGUCUGAGUCUGUAUGGUACGGGCGCAGUGUUUGUGUGUGCCCAUCUGGCGGCCCAUGAUGAUAAGCUAAAGGAACGCAUCGAGGACUAUCAUCAGAUAGUCGACAAUCACAAGUAUCACGUGGAUGGCUAUCGACGCAUUUUCGAUCAUGAUUUUGUAUUCUGGUUUGGUGAUUUGAACUUCCGUUUGUCCGGCGACAUGUCCGCCUGGGAUGUGCGCGGUGCGGUGGAUCAUGCCCGAUACGAGGAGCUGCUCAAGCUGGACCAGUUGAUACUGUUGCGCGAAACGGGCAAUGCGUUUAGUUUGUUGGAUGAGCAGCGGCCCAAUUUUGCGCCCACUUUCAAGUUCAUCGAGGGCACCAACGAAUACGACCUGAAGCGACGUCCGGCCUGGUGUGACCGCAUCCUGCAUCGCGUGCAGAUCAACAGUUAUCCCUCAAUUACGCUGAGUGCUCAGCAGUUGUCGUAUCAAUCGAACAUGGACUACACUCUAUCCGACCACAAGCCUGUGUCGGCCACCUUUAACUAUAAAAUCGAGGCACACAAUCUGACCUACACGGACGAGGAGCUGCACGAGAUGACGCACGGUUCGGCAAGCACAGUGUCAUCAAAUGUUAGUGUGCUUGCUAUUGUUAUCUCAAUUAUGACCUAUCAUGCCACCAUUCAUUUGCCUCUUUUCUCCGCUUCUUUUGUAGCUGUUUAAUGCCCAGCUUGAACGUUUCCAGUGGUAAAACUAAAAAUGGAAUUCACGACUCCUUCUAAAGCAGUCAAGCAAACCAUAUCUUCCAUUGCAUACAUAUCUCAUGUGUCUGAAUUAAGAACUCAAGUUGUUCCCUAUCGCAAUCAUACUCGAAACAGAAACAUACAAAAUACUUGUGAGUGCAAAUCAAAUAUUAUACUUUUAUUAACUGCAUGAAAUGUAUAAUUUAAUCUCAGUAUAGCAGCAAAAAACCACUUUAAAUGUAAUUAUAUUUAGACAUGCAUCUUAAAUAUAAAUAGUGCAAAAUGUAUACUCCUAACUUUGAUACUCUUGUCACAUAUCAUGUUUGUCAUAUAUUCUCGAAUACAUAGGUUCGAUUAAUAAAUCAAAUAUACACUUUUUUUAAGCUAAGCAAAGACAUCGAUUGUAAAGCGUAUAAUUGUUAAAGUUCAUAGGUUGUUGAUCAAAAAUAAAGCAAUAAAUAUAUAUUUUUUCUAUCAA
This is a messenger RNA of Drosophila grimshawi, 1772 nucleotides long. Its product is annotated as phosphatidylinositol 4,5-bisphosphate 5-phosphatase A. Gene Ontology annotation, cellular component: ruffle; plasma membrane; cytoplasm. The record is from RefSeq and is a predicted model, not a curated record. Gene Ontology annotation, molecular function: phosphatidylinositol-4,5-bisphosphate 5-phosphatase activity. Lineage: Eukaryota; Metazoa; Arthropoda; Insecta; Diptera; Drosophilidae. Gene Ontology annotation, biological process: phosphatidylinositol dephosphorylation. Bases 171 to 1274 code for a protein of 367 amino acids. The transcript is spliced from 2 exons.